AUGGACGAGCCAUCUGAGAAGCUCCAGAACCUUAAGUCGCUGAAUUCUCUGCUGCUCAAGGAAACCAAGGACCGCCAGCAGCAGGUGGAGUCGCUGGUGCAGGGCAAGGCAGAUUUGGAGUCCGAGCUGAGUCGGUAUGAAGCUACAUUUAUCAAUAAGAUUAUUAAGGAAAUCUCAGUCGAAGUACUACAACGCACUUAUUUGAAUGUGGCCAAAUACCCAGUUGGAAUACAAUCUUGUGUAGAAGAGGUGGAAGAGAUUUUAGAUGUCGGUGAAAAUGGUCGUUGUGUGGUUGGGAUUUGGGGGGCAUCUGGAAUUGGCAAGACAACAAUUGCAAAAGCUGUUUAUAAUGCAAUUGCUCAUAAGUUUGAAGGUAGUUGUUUCCUAGCAGAUGUGAGAGAAACAUUAACAUCACAUGAAGGCAUAAUCAAACUACAAAACACUCUUCUAUCAAAAGUUCUACGUGGUACAGAGUUGAAAAUUGACGAUGUUCAUCACGGAAUCAGCCUUAUAGAGAAACUUUUGAGACGAAAGAAGAUUCUCUUAAUUCUUGAUGAUGUGAAUGAAUUGGAGCAGUUAAACAACUUGGUUGAAGUCGAUUGGUUCGGUGAGGGUAGCAGAGUGAUCAUAACCACAAAAGAUAGAGGAUUGCUAGAAUCUUAUGGGGUCGAGUUGAUAUACGAGGUCGAAAAGUUAGAAGAUGACAUGGCUCUUGAGCUUCUAUGUUUGAAUGCCUUUGGAAGAAAAGAACCUUCAGAUGAUUAUUUAAGCCUUGCACAACGUGCAAUAGCCUAUGCUCAAGGACUUCCGUUAGCUAUUACUCUUAUAGGUUCUCAUCUGCGUAAUAAAAGUAUAGAUAGUUGGCAAGCUAUAUUGGAUAGUUAUGAUUCUUACGAAGGAGAACCUUAUAGAGUGUACCUCAAGAUUGUAUUGAAGAACUCGUUGAGAAUGCCAUCAUAA
Messenger RNA from Malus domestica (apple), 960 nucleotides. The record is from RefSeq and is a predicted model, not a curated record. Lineage: Eukaryota; Viridiplantae; Streptophyta; Magnoliopsida; Rosales; Rosaceae.